Molecule: messenger RNA, 1415 nt
Organism: Anolis sagrei ordinatus
Lineage: Eukaryota; Metazoa; Chordata; Lepidosauria; Squamata; Anolidae
Gene: GPR39
Product: G protein-coupled receptor 39
Biological process (GO): G protein-coupled receptor signaling pathway
Cellular component (GO): membrane
Molecular function (GO): G protein-coupled receptor activity
Source: RefSeq, a predicted model, not a curated record
AGCUGCACAUGGCAACGCAAAGUGACGAGCCACAGUGUUGGGAUAUAAUCGACCACAGCCACGUGAAAGAUUUUGAAGUAGCUCAAUGGAUCAAGAUCACUCUUGCGCUCGUGUACAUUAUUGUCUUUGUGGCAGGUAUCUUGGGCAACAGUGUUACCAUCCAGACAACCAAAGUGCUACAGAAGAAAGGCUACCUCCAGAAAGAAGUUACAGACCACAUGGUGAGCCUAGCAUGCUCGGACCUACUGGUCAUCUUACUGGGGAUGCCUGUGGAGUUCUUCAGUAUGAUAUGGAGCCCAUUCUCAACUCCUAAAGGCGACCUGGCUUGCAAGUUGUACUGCUUCCUUUUUGAGGCCUGCAGCUAUGCCACGGUGUUGCAUGUGGCCACUCUAAGCUUUGAGAGGUACAUUGCCAUCUGUCACCCUUUCAAAUUCAAAGCUACAUCUGGAUCUUUCAAAGUGAAGCUUCUCAUCACCUUUGUCUGGAUAACAUCUGUCCUAGUGGCCCUCCCUCUUCUCUUUGCAAUGGGGACCGAGUACCCUCUGGAAAUCAUUCAGGGCCAUCGAGGUUUGGUGGCAUGCAAGAAGCCCCAGGGCCGGCACCAUAUGCCUGACGUGAGGCUAAAUGUGACCAUAUGCACCAGCUUGUCCUCCAGAUGGAAAGUCUUCCAGUCAAGUAUAUUCACAGCCUUUAUCGUAUAUGUUGUGAUAUUGGUAUCAGUUGCUUUUAUGUGCCGGAGUAUGAUGAAAGUCCUGAUGAUCCACAAGCAGGGGACAUUGGCGGUGAGAGGGGAGACGGAGAGUCAAAAUCAGUAUCUAAGGAAAACUGAGAAUCCUGAGAGCAGAACUUCCAGGAAACAGACAAUUCUCUUCCUAGGACUGAUUGUUGCAACUCUGGCCAUUUGCUGGCUGCCAAAUCAAGUUCUAAGGAUCAUGGCUGCUGCUAGACCUAAGCAGGACUGGACCGUCUCCUACUUCAGAGCAUACAUCACCCUCCUCCCCAUCGCCGACACUUUCUUCUACCUCAGCUCCGUCGUGAACCCACUGCUCUACAACAUCUCCUCCAAGCAGUUCCGGGCCGUCUUUCUUCAGGUCAUCCGUUGUCAACGCCUGAAGCUAGAUCAUAUCAACAAGCAGAAGUUUUUAAGAGCCAAUUUGGAUUCCAUAGCCAGUGACAGCCGUUACAGGCGCCCAUUGCUCUUCAUGUCAUCCAGGCGCAAGUCUUCUACGAAAUCGGCUAACAAGGUUUCCUUAAGUACUUUUCAGAGUGAGUCCAAGCCUGACUGCAGUUUGCAGAAAUUGAGUCUUGAACCAGUGGAGCUGAAUGAGCAAACAAUGCCCCUGGAGACCAGCACAGACCCUAGUCCUUCUAAGCAGAAUGGCCUCUGUGAACAUGAAGUGUGAAUUCUCAUAAAA